GUGACCACGGACCAAGCAGUCUCUAAUGGACAGGCAAAGCCAACCUCCGCUCUCCCAGGAAAGAAGAAAUGCUCAUCUGAAAUAACCCACCUUUCUGGAGACUUCAAACUGACCAAGCAUUGAAAAGAUCUGCAAGAACACAGGAAGAAAACAGGUUCCCUGUGCCUCUGGCCUCCCUCUUGGACACAAAGGGUGUAUGAAGGCUGCUCCAAUAUGUCAGAGACUUCCUCCCUCGACUCUUUCUAUGAUUCCUUAUCAGACAUGCAGGAAGAAAGCAAGAAUGCUGACUUCUCCCCGGGRCUGUCUGCUUUUCUCAGCCAGGAAGAGAUUAACAAGAGCCUUGACCUGGCCCGGAGAGCCAUAGCCGACUCUGAGACAGAAGAUUUCGACUCAGAAAAGGAGAUCUCGAGAAUUUUCAACACCUCUCCUGUAAGCCUCUGUGAAAAUCCUCCCCACAAGGAGACCAAAUCGGGGGAGCAGAUCUCCUCGGGAAAAGCCCAGGAGAACAGAUCAACACCCGUCCAGCCCCUGGCAGAAGAACCAACUGAGACUGUCACCUCACCUGCUUGCAGGAGGAAGCCCACCAUGUCACCCCUGCUUGCCCGCCCCAGCUAUAUCCGGAGCCUCAGAAAGGCCGAGAAGCGAGGUGCGAAGACCCCCAGCACAAAUGCAAAGCCCAAACCCGCACAUCAAAGUAAGGCUGGGCCCCAGAGYCAGCUGUGCGACAAGGCGGCUAACUUCAUAGAAGAGCUGACAUCCAUAUUCAGAGAAGCGGCAAAGCCAAAGAACAGAAGCCCCAACGGGGAGUCCUCCUCGCCAGACAGUGGGUACCUGUCUCCUAAAAAUCAGCCAUCKGCGCUGAUGAGCGCCUCAGCCAGCCAGAGCCCCACCGAAGACCAACAGGAGGUGGUCAAGUUCCCAGAGGCCAGCCACGGCCACCAGGCAGACCAGGACCUGGACCUGCCGUCCAGCACCAUCUCUCACCCACAGCCCCCAAAGGCACUCCUCUUCCCCACUGUGCCCCGGUUCAUCCAAAAGCUGAGGAGCCAAGAAGUGGCAGAAGGAAGUAGAGUUUAUUUGGAAUGCAGAGUCACUGGAAACCCAACUCCUCGAGUCAGAUGGUUCUGUGAGGGGAGAGAGCUACACAACACGCCUGACAUUCAGAUCCACUGUGAGGGCGGGGACCUUCACACUCUGACCAUACCAGAGGCCUUUGAGGACGACACAGGCCGCUAUACCUGUCUGGCUACCAACCCCAGCGGCUCAGACACAACAUCUGCAGAGGUAUUCAUUGAAGGAGCCAGUUCCACAGAUUCUGACAGUGAAAGUUUAGCUUUCAAGUCAAAAGCUGGAGCUAUGCCACAAGCUCAAAAGAAAACAACUUCUGUGUCCUUGACAAUAGGAUCAUCAUCUCCAAAGACAGGAGUGACUACAGCUGUGAUUCAGCCAUUGUCUGUCCCAGUUCAACAGGUUCACAGCCCCACUUCAUAUCUCUGCCGACCUGAUGGAACCACCGCAGCCUGCUUUCCUCCUGUUUUUACGAAGGAACUGCAAAACACAGCAGCCUCAGAGGGCCAGGUGGUGGUCCUGGAGUGCAGGGUCCGGGGAGCACCCCCGCUCCAGGUCCAGUGGUUCCGGCAGGGAAGUGAAAUCCAAGACUCUCCAGAUUUCAGAAUUCUACAGAAAAAACCUAGAUCGACAGCUGAACCUGAGGAGAUUUGCACCCUGGUUAUCGCUGAGACUUUCCCUGAAGACGCAGGGAUUUUCACCUGCUCUGCAAGAAAUGAUUAUGGAUUAGUGACCAGCACUGCCCAGCUAGUUGUCACCUCAGCCAACACUGAAAACUGUAGUUACGACUCAAUGGGCGAAUCCAACAACAGUCACUUCCAACACUUUCCACCUCCCCCUCCCAUCUUGGAGAAGAGUUCCUUUGAGUUGGCUUCGAAGAAACCAUCCGAGAUCCCGCAGGUGAACAGCCCUGCCUUAGGACUUAGCAUGGCAGCCCUUCAAAUGCAAUUCGGUUCUGCGGAGAGGGAAACCAACGGAGUCCAUCCCAGCCAUGGAGUAAAUGGACUGAUUAACGGCAAAGCUAACGGUAAUAAAUCUCUUCCGACACCAGCUGGCCUGAUUUCGCCCACAAAGGAGCCACCACCUCUGCUUGCCAAACCCAAACUGGACCCUCUGAAAAUCCAGCAACUCCAGAACCAAAUCCGCCUGGAGCAGGAGGCGGGCGCCCUGCGCAGCGCGCCCCCUUCGCCGCCCUUCCCGCCGCCGCCCGCCCUCCCCGAGCUCGCGGCCUGCGCGUCGCCCGCCUCCCCGGAGCCCAUGAGCGCGCUGACCUCCCGCUCCGCCUCCACCAUGCAGUCCUCCGGCUCCUUCAACUACGCGCGCCCCAAGCAGUUCAUCGCCGCGCAGAACCUCGGGCCCGCGUCCGGCCACGGCACGCCGGCCUCCAGCCCCAGCUCCUCCAGCCUGCCGUCGCCCCUGUCCCCCACGCUGAAGCAGUUCGGCCGCGCGCCCGUGCCGCCCUUCGCGCAGCCCUUCGGGGCCGAGGCCGAGGCCUCGUGGUGCCCGUCUUCCCCGUCGCCCCCGCCGCCGCCGCCCCCGGUCUUCAGCCCCACCAGCGCCUUCCCGGUGCCCGACGUGUUCCCGCUGCCGCCGCCGCCGCCGCCCCCGCUCCCGAGCUCGGCUCCGGCUUCGCACUGCGCCUCGCCCACGGCCCGCUUCGGCCACAGCCAGACGCCGGCGGCCUUCCUCAGCUCCCUGCUGCCCUCGCAGCCACCACCCGUGGCCGUCAACGCCUUGGGGCUGCCCAAGGGCGUCACCCCCGCGGGAUUUCCAAAGAAGGCCAGUAGAACUGCUAGAAUAGCCUCUGAUGAGGAGAUUCAAGGCACAAAGGAUGCCGUCAUUCAAGAUCUGGAACGAAAACUUCGCUUCAAGGAGGACAUCCUGAACAAUGGCCAGCCGAGAUUAACUUAUGAAGAAAGAAUGGCCCGUCGACUACUAGGUGCCGAGAGUGCGACUGUCUUUAAUAUUCAGGAGCCAGAAGAAGAAAUGACUAAUCAGGAUGUUGGGUCUCCUCAUGCCUCUGUAGGGAGUUCUGUGGAUGGUCAAAAGGAAUACAAAGUCUCCAGCUGUGAACAGAGACUCAUAAGUGAAAUAGAGUACAGGCUAGAAAGGUCUCCUGUGGAUGAAUCAGGUGAUGACAUUCAGUAUGGGGAUGUACCUGUGGAAAAUGGAAUGGCACCAUUCUUCGAGAUGAAGCUGAAACAUUAUAAGAUCUUUGAGGGAAUGCCUGUGACUUUCACAUGUAGAGUGGCUGGAAAUCCAAAGCCUAAGAUCUAUUGGUUUAAAGAUGGGAAACAGAUCUCUCCAAAGAGUGAUCACUACACCAUUCAAAGAGAUCUUGAUGGGACCUGCUCUCUCCACACCUCAGCCUCCACCUUAGACGAUGAUGGAAAUUUUACAAUUAUGGCUGCCAACCCUCAGGGCCGCGUCAGUUGUACUGGACGGCUGAUGGUACAGGCUGUCAACCAAAGAGGUCGCAGUCCCCGCUCUCCUUCAGGCCAUCCUCAUGUCAGAAGGCCUCGCUCUAGAUCAAGAGACAGUGGAGAUGAAAAUGAACCAAUUCAGGAGCGAUUCUUCAGACCUCACUUCUUACAGGCUCCUGGAGAUCUAACUGUUCAAGAAGGAAAGCUCUGCAGAAUGGAUUGUAAAGUCAGUGGGUUACCAACCCCAGAUCUAAGCUGGCAACUAGAUGGAAAGCCAAUUCGCCCCGACAGUGCACACAAGAUGCUUGUUCGUGAAAAUGGGGUGCACUCUCUGAUCAUAGAGCCAGUCACAUCCCGAGAUGCCGGCAUCUACACGUGUAUAGCCACCAACCGAGCAGGACAGAACUCAUUCAGCCUGGAGCUUGUGGUUGCUGCUAAAGAAGCACACAAACCUCCUGUGUUCCUUGAGAAGCUGCAAAAUACAGGAGUUGCUGAUGGGUACCCAGUACGGCUCGAAUGCCGCGUCUCAGGAGUACCACCACCUCAAAUAUUUUGGAAGAAAGAAAAUGAAUCACUCACCCAUAGCACAGAUCGAGUGAGCAUGCACCAGGAUAAUCAUGGAUACAUCUGCCUGCUCAUUCAGGGAGCCACAAAAGAAGAUGCUGGGUGGUAUACUGUAUCAGCCAAGAAUGACGCAGGGAUUGUGUCCUGUACUGCCAGGCUGGAUGUUUACACCCAGUGGCAUCAGCAGCCACAGACCACCAAGCCAAAAAAAGUACGGCCCUCAGCCAGUCGCUAUGCAGCACUUUCGGACCAGGGACUAGACAUCAAAGCAGCGUUCCAACCUGAAGCCAACCCAUCUCACCUGACACUGAAUACUGGCUUGGUAGAAAGUGAGGACCUGUGAUCCAGCAUUGUUGUUAAAGUUGAAACACCRAAACCGCCAUUGCCUUGACCAACAUAUUCCUCCACCACGUUAUGUAAAAGGCAGAAAUAUACCUUUGACUAUAAGAAAUAAAAAGAAAAACACCAAAAUAAUAUUUUUCUUACUUGACAUACCAAACUAGAGUUUAAGUAGGUGAUACAUAUAGAAAGACACACAUUGCACAAAAAAUUCACAUUUAUUAUUCAGUUUAAAACUUGGAAUUGCGUGAUUAAAGUGCUCUGAAAUGCCAAAAUGUUACAGGAAAUCAGUUGUUCAAAAAUAAACAUAAAUGGACAAGUGCCUUUAAACACAAACUAUAGGUGCUAUGUAGCACAAUAGCGCGAAAUGUUUAAUGUGAUACUACAAUGAUUCUAAAGUGCAGUGUAUUCAACAGCUACAGUGAACCAAGUGCAAUAUGUAAGGAUGAAAAGGAAGAGAAAAUGACAAAGAAAUCCAAGUAAAUGCCUUGUCUUUGCAAACUGUUUUAUAUUAAAUCAUAAGGAACUACUUGCCUUAAUUUUUAUUAAUACCAAGAGUUUUCUAACAAGGUUAAUAUCUUCGUUCUUAACCUUUUUUUUUCUUUUGUGUAGUAUUCUCUUUUCAUGCUACCUUGGUAAGAAGCAUAUUUACAAACCAUAUUAAAAGGCUAAUUUAAAUAUAAAUAAUAUAAAGUAUUGUGAGUAAAGCAGAUAUAUAUUAUAGUUCAUUCCACAAAAGGCAUCCAAAUCGCCCAAAUGACCAAGGUAUAUAGUAUAUUUGGAGGGAAAGAGGGUUUGGAAGGAGUAGGGAGGAGAAUGAAGGAAAAUGCUACCAGCACAAUUGUAUUGUAUUCAUUUAGAAAAAAGUAGAAGGGGCAGGAGAGGUGGCAAAGGCCAGGCUUUUCUUUGGUUUUCUUCAGAAUUAAUCGUAAGGUGCAGGUGAAAAAACACUGCCAUUCACAAGUCAAGAUGGAAGUUUGGAGCACAUGUGCUAUGGAGAUUUCAGUGUUAUCUGAAGUUUGUGUAGUAGUUGAAGAUUUUAGAUGUGUAGAGCAAGUUGAAUAUGGAUUGAGACCGCAAGAGUGGCAUAAAUGAGAAAUUGCCUGUAGAAUCUAGUGUACUUGAUGGAAAUGGAGAGUUAAGGAGAGUCAAAAACAAGUCUGUGCUUAAUGCAUUUUUUUCAUUGGCACUAGAUAUGGUGAAUGGAAGCUAUUUCACUCCCCUGCUGCAGCGAAACCUUGCCUGAAGAAGGUGCUGGGUUCUGAGUAGUUUGAAAGGCAUAUCUACAAAGACUGCUUUUUGAAUGCAUACGAUUCUGCAUCAGCUAGACUGAAUUGAUUCUGACCAGACUUGAUAGUUUUAAGUCGGAACCAAUAAAAUUUUUAAAUGAGAAAAAAUAAUUUGGCCUAAUAGUAUAAAACAUGAGGCUUUAAUGGUACUUUGCUAUGAAAAGAAAACACUGUAUUCCUUAUGCAGAACACAUAUAUCUUUCAUUAUUUAUAAUAAAAGUGUUGAACUUUCUUAGCUCAGUUACUCAAUUCAUACAUAGUAUUUUUUUAAAUAAUUUUAUAUCUGUAUACCACCCCAUAUAUUUCAUAUUACUGCUUCACAUGUACAGCUUUCUACUUUGUAAGAACACCAACCAACCAAGUUUUAAAUGAUUAAUAGGCUUGUGCACCAGGUGGCAGAUGUUCUAUACAGCAUGGUACAAGUUUCUUUUACCACACUUACAUGCAUUGCUAACAUGGAGUUUAAGAUACUAUACAGACAGUCUCCUGGACCUAUAUCUGUAUUGUAGAAUUAUGACUUAUGUCAUAUAUUGCCAAAUUGUUCUGAAUGUGACUUUUUUGCUAAUUUGCUGGGUUUGGGAUUAACUAGCAUUAUUUUGCCACCUUUUAUGUUGUAUUUAUAAAAAAAAAAGUACUAUCAUACUACUUUGGAUUGUUGUGCUGGUGUAAUGUGGAUUUAACAUCAAUAAAUAUUUAACAAAUAA
Messenger RNA from Urocitellus parryii (Arctic ground squirrel), 6387 nucleotides. RefSeq names its product palladin, cytoskeletal associated protein (gene Palld). Gene Ontology annotation, molecular function: protein kinase activity. The record is from RefSeq and is a predicted model, not a curated record. Gene Ontology annotation, biological process: actin cytoskeleton organization; cell migration. NCBI's taxonomy places the organism in Eukaryota, Metazoa, Chordata, Mammalia, Rodentia, Sciuridae.